This is a messenger RNA of Schistocerca piceifrons (Central American locust), 1227 nucleotides long. RefSeq names its product vacuolar protein sorting-associated protein 29 (gene Vps29). Gene Ontology annotation, biological process: retrograde transport, endosome to Golgi; intracellular protein transport. The record is from RefSeq and is a predicted model, not a curated record. Gene Ontology annotation, cellular component: retromer complex; endosome. Lineage: Eukaryota; Metazoa; Arthropoda; Insecta; Orthoptera; Acrididae. Bases 312 to 860 code for a protein of 182 amino acids. The transcript is spliced from 4 exons.
AAGUGGUGAGCUGGCAGCGAACAACAGCUGUCAUAUGCCACGCUUCUUUCAGUUUAAGUGUUGAGGAGAUCACGCCUUGAAGCUGAGAUAUAGAAAUUUAUAUCCUUCGCUCUUUUGCCACUGGGGAAUUACGAAACAAGAGAAUCCUUGUCUUUCAAUAUCUAUGGAGGCAAAGAUUAUACAAGCCAUCUGUGGCGGUAGAAAUUACUGAUUACUUGUCAAGGGGCGUAAUAUGGAAGUGGAAAUAUUUUGCUUGUAGUGUGUUGUGUGUAUUAAUGCUAUCACGAUCAUUCCCGGUUACAUAAUCAACAAUGCUUGUGCUUGUUCUCGGAGAUUUGCACAUUCCUCACAGAUGUAGCAGCCUGCCAUCAAAGUUUAAAAAACUUCUGGUACCUGGCCGAAUACAGCAUAUACUUUGCACAGGAAACUUGUGCACGAAGGAAUCAUAUGACUACUUAAAAACCCUCGCAAGUGAUGUGCAUGUUGUCAGAGGGGAUUUUGAUGAGAAUUUGAACUACCCAGAGCAAAAGGUUGUCACAGUUGGCCAGUUCCGUAUUGGAUUGUCCCAUGGCCACCAAGUUGUACCAUGGGGAGAUCCAGAAUCCUUAGCACUAAUACAACGACAGUUAGAUGUGGACAUUCUUAUAUCGGGGCAUACUCAUAAGUUUGAAGCAUAUGAACAUGAAAACAAGUUUUAUAUUAAUCCAGGUUCUGCAACAGGAGCUUAUAACCCUCUUGACACAUCCAUUAUUCCUUCCUUCGUUCUUAUGGACAUACAGAGUUCAACAGUGGUUACGUAUGUGUACCAACUUGUUGGAGAUGAAGUUAAGGUAGAGAGAAUUGAAUACAAGAAGAGCUAGAGACAAUAGUUUGUGCAAAUAGAGAACUACAUUCUGAGAGUAAUUGUUUCUUUGGAAACAAGUUACUUGUUCGAGUCUGCGGUCGCUGCACCUAUAAGGAAGACAUUUUAUACCUGUCAAUAUUCUUGUCCAGAUAUUAAAGCUGUAUACUUUAUAUGAAAGUGUGUAACAAGGAGUAUGGUAACAACUGAUAACUCUUGUGUGUUACAUGUCUAUGACUGAUACUUCAUUCCGGAUGUACACUACAAGCAUUUGUCAAGGAAGACUUGGGCAUUCAAUUUGGAAUAAGUUCUGAAUCAGUUAAUCUGGAAGAGGACUGUACCCAUAGCAUGGAUUAAAUUAUGUAAAUACAAUAAUAAAUUCUGAA